UUGAUCUGAUUUAACAGUAUGGUAGGAUGUUGUGCCUCUUUCUCUUUUUUUGAUUUAAAUUGAGGUUAUGGAACCACUUUUGGGCUUUUGUCAUUCUUUUCCUAAGGGUCCCCCUUUUUUUUCUUUUCGCGAUUUUCUUUCCUCAACCCUCACUUUGUGUUUGCGUUUGGGCAAAAUACAAAAAUGCGAUCAGUACGAUCAUUUUUCUGCUAAUCCUGAAAUCUUAAAAACCCACAUUCGUGAUCACCACGUAGCCACUGUGUACUAUGGAGAAAGUAUGGUAUUUUGUUUUUGGAGAGAGGGUUUCCACAUUCUAACAUCAUUAUUUUUUGUAAGUUUGACACUCAUCACUAGGAACGAAAAAGGCUUCGCUUGCCCAAUAUGCCUUAAAAAUAACAAAACAACACGAUCAUUCACUACCCAUCUCAAAAAUCACGACUUAGAUGUGUCCUUGUGAAGAAGAGAAAACUCGAUAGAUUGGAUUCUGCUGAUGAACACUGUGUGGACAAAGAAGAGACAGAUGAAGACACAGAUCAGCAUCUGGCUGGCGAAGUAGUAGAUGAUGAA
Rhizopus microsporus ATCC 52813 is the source of this 567-nucleotide messenger RNA. RefSeq lists its product as uncharacterized. The record is from RefSeq and is a predicted model, not a curated record. Bases 68 to 457 code for a protein of 129 amino acids. NCBI's taxonomy places the organism in Eukaryota, Fungi, Mucoromycota, Mucoromycetes, Mucorales, Rhizopodaceae. The transcript has a single exon.